This is a messenger RNA of Paramecium tetraurelia, 2430 nucleotides long. RefSeq lists its product as uncharacterized. Lineage: Eukaryota; Ciliophora; Oligohymenophorea; Peniculida; Parameciidae. The transcript has 5 exons. Gene Ontology annotation, molecular function: ATP binding; microtubule binding; microtubule motor activity. Gene Ontology annotation, biological process: microtubule-based movement. The record is from RefSeq and is a predicted model, not a curated record.
AUGAAAAAAGAAAGUGAAUGUGUGAAGGUUGUGGUUAGAGUGAGGCCCUUUAAUCAGAAAGAGAAAGAAAAUAAUAGUAAACCUUGUGUGAACGUGGAUGAAAAAUAAAAUGUAGUUGAACUAUUGAAGCUUACUGAUAAUGAGACGAAGUAGUUUUCUUAUGAUUAUGUUUUUGGAAUGAAUGCUAAAUAAUCAUACAUAUACGAAAAGACGGCAUUCAAUUUAGUAGAAUCUGUGAUUGAUGGGUAUAAUGGGACAAUAUUCGCCUAUGGUUAAACAGGGUGUGGAAAGACCUUCACUAUGACUGGAGUUCCUGAGAAUGAAGAACUUAAGGGUAUCAUCCCGAGAACAUUCACUCAAAUAUAGACGAUUAUCGAUACAAACACAGACACAAAGAAGAAAUUCUUGGUCAGAUGUUCUUUUCUUGAGAUAUACAACGAGGAAAUUCGGGACUUAUUGGGAAAAGAUCAUAAAGCAAGAUUAGAAUUAAAAGAGUCUCAAGGUUCUGUCUCAGUAAAGGACUUAACCAUGGUUACAGUGAAAACUGCUUAGGAUAUGGAUAAAUACAUGACUCUUGGUUAGAGUAACAGAUCUGUUGGAGCCACAGCUAUGAAUGCACAAUCAAGUAGAUCUCACUGCAUUUUUACUGUGUAUGUUGAAAGUUAGAUAGUAGAUGCUAAGGGGAGUGAGUUUAUCAGAGUAGGAAAACUUAAUUUAGUAGAUUUAGCUGGAAGUGAAAGAUAGUCUAAGACUCAAGCCACUGGAGACAGACUUAAGGAAGCAACUAAGAUUAAUUUGUCCUUAUCUGCAUUGGGCAAUGUGAUUUCAGCAUUAGUAGAUGGGAAAACUCAGCAUAUUCCUUAUAGGGAUUCAAAAUUAACCAGAUUAUUGUAAGACUCUUUGGGUGGUAAUACUAAAACAGUUAUGAUCACUGCUUUAAGUCCUGCCGAUUACAAUUAUGAUGAAACUCUAUCUAGUUUAAGGUAUGCAUCUAGAGCCAAAAUGAUCAAAAAUCAACCUAAGAUCAAUGAGGAUCCAAAGGAUGCUUUGUUGAAAUAAUAGGCAGAUGAAAUUUCAAAAUUAAAAGAAUAAUUAUCUAAAUUACACAAGAAUGGGGGUGGAGGAGGCUCAGAGAAAGAGAUUUAAAAUAAUAGUAAUGCUAAUCAGAGUUUUUAUGCAAAUUUGAAGAAAUAAUAAGAGAAUCUUGAAAUUGAAAAGAUUAAAACUGAUGAAGUGUAGAAGGAACUUCAAAAACUGAAAUAAGAUAAUGAGAGGUUAAUGAAGGAAAGGAUGGAAAAAGAGGAAUAGAUGUCCAGACAAAAAUAAAGAGAGCUUGAGUAAUUGAUAAAAGAUAAUGAAAAGUUAUAAAAGGAAAAAGAAAAGGUAUUAGAACAAAUAGCAGAAAAGGAGUAAAAAGCUGUAGAGGAAUAAAAUUUAAGGUAGAAAUUGGAAGAGUUAAUGCAAGCAAAAGAGAAGAUGGUUGUUACAGGAGGAAAAGCAAGUGAAGAAGAAAAAAAGAAGUAUCGUUUAUAAUAGAAGAAGUUGAAAUAAUAAAGUCAAGAACAUGAGCAAUUAUUGGAAGAAAGAGAGAAACAGAAGGAUGAAUUGUAUGAGAUUGAACAAAAAUAUCAAUCAGUCUAAGAAGAAAUUGAAGCCUUAAGGAAAAAAAAUUUGAGAUUGAGGAAAGCCCAUAAAGAGGCAAUGGUAGAAAUAAAGGAUAUUCAAAAAGAAAAUGAGCAGGAUAAAGAAGAAUUACUUGAAAGUAUUAGAGGUUUGGAAAGAGAAAAUACAUUAUAUUUACGAAUAUUGUUAACUUUGUUUAAAGAGGAUGAAUUAUAGAGUCUUAAGGGCGAUUGUGUUUAUGAUGAAGAAAAGAAAGAUUAUAAGGUCCCUCCUUUUAUCUUUAAGUAGAAUAAGGUGUCCUAUCCUUCCUUGCCUUACAAAGAAGCUCAGGAGUAUAUUGAAAAUCUUAAAGAUUAAAGACAAUUACAAAUUAACCCUAAGCAGGAUAUGCUUGAGAAUCCUAUUAGAAACAAUAGUAAGGUGCGUUCUGAGGAAGUCUAAUUAAGAUCAAAUAGUCAAGGGUUUGAUUAAAAAGCCAGAUAAAAUCAAAUGUUGUUAUAACAGAAGUAAUAGGUGUAAGAAUUAGAGAAAAUGUAUCCAGCCUCAUAAACACCUUAGUUGGAGAAAAAACAAAAAGUAUAGCUGAGUCCUAUUGAAAAUAAAUCUGACCGGCCUCCUUCUACUCAACAUAGUGAUAAAAACAUUUUCAAAUAAUCUCCUUUAACAAAAUAGAAAGAACUUCAAGUUCCCUAGAAACCACUUAGCAAAAUUCCUUUAGGAAAACUACCGCCAGAUAUUGAUAGAAAGAAUUAUCAUUAUUGAGAGGAGAUUUAAUUUGGUAUGUCUAAAUAUUAACAAUAAUAUAAA